This is a messenger RNA of Neoarthrinium moseri, 648 nucleotides long. RefSeq lists its product as uncharacterized. Bases 1 to 648 code for a protein of 215 amino acids. The transcript has 2 exons. NCBI's taxonomy places the organism in Eukaryota, Fungi, Ascomycota, Sordariomycetes, Amphisphaeriales, Apiosporaceae. The record is from RefSeq and is a predicted model, not a curated record.
AUGGCUUCCAACGAAGAAAUACUCCCUGGUCCGGGAACUGCCCCAAUUCUCCGCCUCACACUCGAGUGUCCCACAAAGAUCUCUAGAGACUCGGAGGAAAAGUACCUGAAAUUCAAUGUAACUUACGAGGGCACUAGCGACACAAAUGCUGAAGACGCACCUCCCAUAACGUUCCAUAAAUACGGCGUCAUGGGAGAAGAAAAGCUGUCUCUCUACCAGCUCCGCAACGGCGAGUGGACAGAGUGCUUAACAGAGCAAGAUGAGUACGGAGGAUGCUCCGGCUUCGCCCUGCUAGACGCACCGCCUUUGCUAGUCAAGGUCGGAGAGGAUGAACAGUUUUUGAGUCUCGGUCGAGGCGAGUCCGUGGUCGCGCACCAGCGGACCAUCCCAAAGAAGUUUCCAGAGGAUGCCAAACCGGGCGACAGGUUCCGCGUUGGUCUACGAGGAGCUCAUGUCGAAUGGUGGAAUUGGGGCGGACGCCAAAGCCAUGCCAACACUGAGGUCUAUCUGCCGUGCUGGCGUGUCGGCCGAGUCGUGAAUCCCCCGACUCCGGAUUACGACUCGAUCCUCUGCCCGGAGACGAAAAACGAUGGACGACCUAAGAUGGUGCUGCAUGUCAGCGAUCCGGUGGAGUUUACAUUAGCAUAG